Molecule: messenger RNA, 3141 nt
Organism: Gavialis gangeticus (Gharial)
Lineage: Eukaryota; Metazoa; Chordata; Crocodylia; Gavialidae
Gene: DHRS7B
Product: dehydrogenase/reductase 7B
Exons: 8
Coding region: 1076-2173 (365 amino acids)
Cellular component (GO): membrane
Molecular function (GO): oxidoreductase activity
Source: RefSeq, a predicted model, not a curated record
UUGUUUGCUGUUAUUGGAGGCAUACAAUACAACUUAUGCCUAUUCAGCUGGGUAGAGGGCUUUCUUUUCCAUUGUAUUGAGGUACUGCCCUCUGUGGACUCACUGUUGAAUUCCACCCCAGAGAUCUCAGUGAUGCCUGAUCCUAUUAGGAUAGUUUUGGUAUCACUUCAGUUCAUACAAUCCUUUGGAAUGAAUGCUGGCAUGUAAGUGCAAGUUAUUGUAUUUCAGCAACUUCAUAGUUUAGAUGAAUCCAGUCACUUUGUUUAUUACAUCAGUGUGUCUUUUUCCUAUCAGAUUUUGAUCUGGUCUUAGAGACUCAAUCUGUCAUUUUCAGAGGACUUGUACAGGAAUUUAGUUAUCACCAUCUAAAAAUUGCUAUUUGUGUUUUAUUAGGUCAUUGCAAUAGUCUAAUUGGUGAUGCUGGAUCCUUCCAUACAGUUUCUAAAAUCUUGGUUAGUUUUGGGCUUGAUUCAAACUUUUUUCAGAAAUGUUUGGUUCAGGGGGGAAAGUGAUUAUCUGAUCUGAAAGCUGCGUGCUCCCACACACACAUACUCUCUCUCUCUGUCUUAAGGGAGGAGAUAACUCGCUCUCUUAAAUGUAGUGUACACCAGGUGCAGGUUGCCUCCUCCAUUACAGAUCUGAACAUGAGCAUACAUGCAAAACACUCAGCUGGUUCAUUUCUUUCAUCACUCAUGUAAACUAUAUAAAGUCCUUCCUAGCAACUGAGUUUGCCAGCACUGUAAGUUACCAGUGUGAAAAUUUGGCUGAUCUCUCUUCAUAAAAUGUACUUUUUUUCUGUAUCUUCCCUGUGCGCAUAUAAUCAGAAAGGUUAGUAUGACCCUCCCCCCUGCUCCCCCCCAUUUCAAAGGUCACAGAGUGUUUGAGGUUUGUUUUUAGAGGCUGUUCCUGGCACCUUAUGCUCAUGCUGAACUGAGAGCGCCUGCUUGGAUCCCUGCCAUUACCUGAUUUAAAUCAGUCUGCUCAGUGUCAGAAGACUAGAGGGAGACACCAGCACAAGGAGCCACUGCUGGCAAGGGAGCUCUUUCGAAAAGAAAAAUAGACUCUAGAACGACGAAUGGAGUUCACUAACCUGGAGCCACAUGUGCCUGGGGGAAACUUUUCUCCAGUACCAAGAGACCCAGGGUGGACUAAGGUAGUGUCUCUGUUGACCGUGGGACCCAAGACCAUUGUUCCUCGGGCACGGAUGUUUCCAAGAUGGAAGAACAUUCAGAAAGCGAAGCUCAUGGAUUUCACCAGCACUGUCAUCAUCCCAUUGCUUAUUGGCAGUGUGGGUAUCUUUGGCCUCUUCAGGCUGCUGCAGCGCAUGCGAAUGCGAGCCUACCUGCAGGACGCAGUGGUGGUGAUCACAGGGGCUACGUCUGGCCUGGGGAAAGAGUGUGCCAAGGCUUUCCACAUAACUGGCUCCAAGCUCGUGCUCUGUGGCAGAAACAGCGAGAGACUCCAGGACCUGGUGCGGGAGCUUUCUGCCAUGACCAACCACCCAAAGAAUGUGCACAAACCUUACACUGUGGUCUUUGACCUGGCUGACACUAACACAGUUGUAAGUGCUGCUGAAGAGAUCUUGAAGCAUCUGGGUCACGUGGACAUACUGAUCAACAAUGCGGGCAUCAGUUACCGAGGCACGAUCCUGGACACGGGGGUGGACGUGGACAAAAAAGUGAUGGAAACCAACUACUUUGGGCCUGUUGCAUUCACAAAAGCACUUCUACCCUCCAUGAUCAAAAGAAGACAAGGCCACAUUGUGGCAAUCAGCAGUGUUCAAGGCAAAAUAAGCAUUCCUUUCAGAUCAGCAUAUGCAGCCUCUAAGCAUGCCACGCAGGCCUUUUUCGAUUGUCUACGAGCAGAGGUGGAGCAGUACGAAAUCGAUGUGACUGUUGUGAGCCCUGGCUACAUCCAGACUAAUCUCUCUCUCAAUGCCAUCACAGCAGAUGGAUCUCAGUAUGGAGUGAUGGACAAGAACACCUUGGACGGCCAAACAGCUUCAGAGGUGGCUCAAGUGGUUCUUUAUGCAGUGGGACAGAAAAAGAAGGAAGUGCUUGUUGCUGGUUUAAUGCCUUCUCUGGCUGUCUACCUGCGAACGCUCGUCCCCAAGCUCUUCUUCACCUUUAUGGCAUCUAGGGCAAGAAAGGAAAGGAAAGCAAAGGACUCAUAGAGCUUGGCUUACUCAUGCAGCAACUGUAGGCAAAAGAAGCCAACCGCUGUGACUUGGCACACGUCUGUGGAAGAGCUCAUCAGGAAGCAGAUUCUUACAGUUGCUGCAACUUGCCAUCUCAUGGAGCACUGGUAGCACCAACACACAUGCCACAGGGGGUCCCUGCUGCCAGAGACCAUUGAUUUUAGCCAAAACUCACCGUUCAAGGCAGCUCUUCAACCAGUAACUCUAAGUGCUGAGUCCUAGUGGGCAAGGAUGCUGACCAGAUGCAAAGGGCUAGAUGGCUGAGCAGAACAUUCCUGCACCUUCCCAUUUGGUUCUGCAUUAGCCAUUUAAGGAAGCUCUAGGAAGAAGUCUCCAGUACAGUAUCCAGCUUAAUGCAUGCAGGCACAACACAAGCACUGCAUAGCUAUGAAAGACAGCAGAAGCAAAGAGAGGCCACUGACUGUAAAGCCCUCUGACAUCAAUGGUGCCUGGCUCAACUGUGUGUCUUGAAUAAGUAAUAAGUCACAGUCCUUUUAGGUGCCAGGCAGCAUGCCUUGUGGUCAGCAGGGGAGAGGACCUGUACAUGCAAGCAAUGGACGCUAGUAGAGAGACCACCUUUGUCCUUACCUGGGAUCUACUGCCACCAAAUAUGCAGUGUGGAGGCGGCAUUCUGGUGGUACAUCUGCAGGGGGGACAGCACCCCCAACUACCUCUUUCCCUGUGCUUAUGGACACUUCUCCCUUUCCAACACAGGAAGGGACUCUUACACCUGGUCUCUGCCCCUGCAACCCCCUCCCUCCCCACUUCCUUCCUCCCCAGAUCAACCACUGGGUAGUAGCAAGGGCAGUCUCUACCUUAUGCUGAGUGAAAGGGGUCAGUCCAUUCAGGAUCUACCACCGGACAGGAUGAGAAGGAGCUGUCUUAUCCCUUGGAUUCCUCUUGUAAAUAAAACUGAUUACAGAAACCAAGGCCAGUGUGUCCCA